Molecule: messenger RNA, 1358 nt
Organism: Arabidopsis lyrata subsp. lyrata
Lineage: Eukaryota; Viridiplantae; Streptophyta; Magnoliopsida; Brassicales; Brassicaceae
Product: probable leucine-rich repeat receptor-like protein kinase At1g35710
Exons: 11
Coding region: 186-1178 (330 amino acids)
Molecular function (GO): protein binding
Source: RefSeq, a predicted model, not a curated record
AACCGUUUUUGGUUAGUUUAGUUUCCACUGAGCUUGCUUUCUUCCAUGGCGAUGAUAAAUAAUUCUUCUUCUUUCUCCCACACCAUUUCACUUUCCGAUUUUAUAAAAUUGAUUCUUCUCUUCUUCUUAAACCCACGAAGAAUUCAUGAUUUCGUAAGCUCUAUAGAUCAUCUGAAGCAUAAUCAAUGGCGAAUCUGAGUUUGAGCUUGUCUCUGAUCUUCCGGAUUUGCGCUUUUCUAUUGCUGAUCAAUGUCUCCUUCGCUAAAACACUUAAACGAGACAUGAAAGCUUUGAAUGAAGUAAAGAGAUUGGUGGGAUGGAGAUUGGUUUACUCUUGGGUCGGAGAUGAUCCUUGUGGCGAUGGAGUUUUGCCUCCGUGGUCUGGAGUUACUUGCUCCACAGUUGGUGAUUAUCGUGUCGUCAUCAAGCUAGAAGUGUAUUCAAUGUCGAUAGUGGGGAAUUUCCCAAAGGCUGUAACGAAGCUCUUAGAUCUCACUGUUUUGGAUCUUCACAAUAACAAAUUAACAGGCCCUAUUCCUUCAGAAAUUGGGAGGCUUAAGCGUCUUAAGACACUAAAUUUGAGGUGGAAUAAACUUCAACAUGUACUGCCUCCUGAAAUUGGUGGAUUGAAGAGUCUAACUAAUCUGUACCUAAGCUUUAACAAUUUCAGAGGAGAAAUCCCCAAAGAACUUGCAAAUCUCCAUGAGCUCCAAUACUUACAUAUUCAGGAGAAUCAUUUUACUGGGCGGAUUCCGGCAGAGCUGGGAACAUUACAAAAACUUCGCCACUUGGAUGCUGGCAACAAUAACUUAGUGGGAAGUAUAAGCGAUCUUUUUCGCAUAGAAGGAUGCUUUCCAGCUCUUAGAAACCUGUUUUUAAACAAUAAUUACUUCACUGGAGGACUCCCAAACAAUCUUGCAAAUCUAACGAACCUAGAGAUCUUGUACUUAUCUUACAACAAAAUGACUGGAGCAAUACCCGCUGCACUUGCCAAUAUACCAAGACUAACUAACUUGCACUUGGACCACAAUCUAUUCAAUGGAAGUAUCCCUGAAGCUUUCUACAAGCAUCCCAACUUAAAAGAUAUGUACAUAGAAGGGAAUGCCUUCAAACCAGACGUGAAGGCCAUUGGUGCACAUCAGGUCCUUGAACUUUCUGACACAGACUUCCUUGUUUAGUUAAGCAUCGUACAACUCUGUUUCAUUUACAGAUUGGAAUUUGGCAGUGUUAUCUGGUUAUUAAGAUUGAUUUGUUAUCUGGUUAUUAAGAUUCAUUUUCUCUGUUAAAGCGAGAUUGUAGUUGAUGUGUUUUCUGAAUGUUAAAGAUUCCUUAUCCAUAUGUGAAAAUUGAAUAAAAAA